Messenger RNA from Angiostrongylus costaricensis, 1041 nucleotides. The record is from the annotation of a GenBank genome assembly. Lineage: Eukaryota; Metazoa; Nematoda; Chromadorea; Rhabditida; Metastrongylidae.
AUGGAUGAAGAGCUGGUUCCGAAAGAACUGUCUUCGCCUCGUGCAGAUGCUGAAGGCAUUCGAAUGAAAUGUAUGGCUGAUUAUGAGGUUAAAAGUGAAAUUGGUGAGGGAUCGUUCAGUAUUGUGUAUUCGGCUGUUGAGAAAGCUGAGCCUCAUCGUCAGGUUGCCAUUAAAAUGUGCUUCAAAAAGCAAAUCCUGAAAGAAAAGCGGGUUGCUGCGAUCCAUCGUGAAAAACGAGUGCUUGCUAUUUUGUCGUCAACCGAGUUUCAACAUCCUUUUAUUGUAACUCUAUACGCCACAUUUCAAGACAUGGAGUACUUGUACUUUGUUCUUUCCUACGCGGAAUAUGGAGAUCUUCUUCACAUCAUGUUGAAGAGACCGGAAAAGCGCUUCAGCCUUGAAGACUCCCGUUUCUACGCCGCAGAAGUCCUAUCAGCCCUUCAACAUAUUCACUCCUUAUCGUUUGUACAUAGAGAUGUAAAACCUGAAAACCUUCUAGUAUCGGCCAGUGGUCACAUAAUGUUAUCCGACUUCGGCAGCGUUAAGGACUUAUCUCUUAAGGAAGAAUUUACUAGAGAAAGUACGGGGAGACCUAAAAGGCGGAGUUCAUUUGUUGGGACAGCUCAGUAUGUUAGCCCAGAGCUCGUAAUAGCGACUUCUCGUAUAUCGUUGUUUUGGACACUUCAGGUCUUGGAAGGUAGACUUGUUUCUCCAGCUACAGAUCUUUGGUCUUUUGGAGUCGUUAUCUACCAAUUUUUGACAGCUCUCAUGAAACUUAUCGUGACUGCAGGUAGGCACUUGUUCCACGACGAGUCUGAGUAUUUGAUAUAUAAACGUAUUAAAAAGUUACUGUACUCUUACCCCUGUGAUUUCCCAAUCUCUGCUAAAGAUUUCGUCGAUAGCCUGUUAAGGACUAAGCCAGAAGAUCGGCUUGGAACGGAGAAAUCGGGUGGGCCGGCUGCAAUACGUAAUCAUGAGUUCUUCAUUGGAAUAGAAUGGGACAAUCUGCCAAACACUAGGCCACCACCUAUUCAGCUGUAG